AUGUGUGGUAUCGGCUUCUUGUUGGGGGCUGGUCCACCGGAGCAGUCCGAGCUGGAGAGCUAUAUCGGUGCGCUUCGAAGGCGUGGCCCCGAUGCCGACAAGCAAACUACCAUCGAUUUGGAGGGAGGAUGGACGCUGCACUUGAUGGCGGCAGUACUGCACCUUCGCGGCGAUGAGUUGUGCGCGCAGCCAGCAGAGGACGCUCACGGGAACGUCCUGCUUUGGAACGGCGAGGCACGAGCGUGGCGUGUGGUAUUUGACGGCCUCGACGUCGGACCUGGCGAGUCUGACACGGCCGCCGUCCUCCGAACCCUGUCUAGCACAUGCAACCACCAUGAGGUGGCGGCCGCACUCGGCGGCAUUUCUGGGCCUUUCUCGUUCGUGUACUGGUGCCCGGGAAGGCGGGCGUUGUACUACGGGAGGGAUCCCGCCGGCCGGCGUAGUCUUGUCUUGCGGAGACCUAGAUCCUCCGGAGAGAAGAUCGUGGUCCUGUCCUGCCUACCCAAAAAGAAAUCCACGGAACCCCCCGGAAUAUGUUCCCCGGUCAACCCUACAGUCUCGGCGACCCCAGCCCACCACCACGCUAGUGCUGAAGAUGACGAGCGUCCGCCUGAAUUUGACGAUCGUCAGCCUCCAGCGACGGUGAUCGACGCUGAUGAUACGGCGGGUGUUGUUGCUGUUGGCCGUCGGCCUCCGGCGACGGCGAUAGAAGCGGAGGAUGCGGGUGCUGUUGUCGUUGCUGCCGAGAGCGACUGGGAGGAGGUCCGUGCCGACGGUAUCUACGUCCUUUCCUCGGACGGCACCUCCGCCACCACAAGCGAUGGUGGGGCCCGUGUCGACGGGAACGGUUGGACGGCUCCCCGCCCGCAGCUCUACCGUUGGUCGGUGCGACCGGGGAGCGGUCUCUCGGAAGCGAGCCUCGGGUUGACGCCGCCAGGCCAGAGGCAACGGAUCACGGGGGGCGACGACGUUGGGGUCAGCGCGGGGGAUGAGGGGAGCAAGGUCGAGGCGGUGAGCAACGAGAGAGAGGAAGGAGGCCGGCGGCUUGGCACCUGGGGCAGUGACGACGGGGGAGGCUCCGCGGCAUCGGCGGCGGCGGCGGCGGGUUUACUGGAGAGGCUCAGGGGCUCGAUCCGACGCCGCGUGUGCACGAUCCCGCACCCGGCGUCCCGCCGCUUCAACCGGCGCCGUCGAGCUGCUAGCGGCGACGGCGGCAGAGAGGAAGCCAAGCCGCAAGGAUUUCGAGGAUGCGCAGAGUCGGAGAAGCCCGGGCGGGGCAACGGGCUGGGGGACGCCCUCCGCGCAGAGGAUGCUGCCGCUUGUGCGGCCGAUACCCGCCCCCAGCGGGUGUGGCAUGACGGCGCUGCGGGUGGUGCCGCUGCUACGGCUUCACGGGGAAGCCCUCCCGCAGCCGCCGCCGCAGCAGCAGCGGCACGGGUGGGGAUUUUGUUCUCUGGAGGGCUCGACUCGGUCGUCCUUGCGGCGUUGCUGGCGGAGGAGGGGGCCCAAGGGAGAGGACCGGCUGUGCCGAAGGGUGAACCCAUCGACCUAAUCAACGUCUGUUUCGACAGCCCAAGCGGGCACCAGAGCCCGGAUCGCCUGGCCUCGUUCGCCGCAGCCGGAGAGUUGAAGCGGCUCUUCCCCUCUCACGCGUGGAGACUCGUUUGCGUGGACGCGAGCUACGGGGACGUCCUGGGGCGGACGGAGGCGGUUUGGCGGGUCAUGCAGCCGUGUAGCACGACGAUGGACUUUAACAUCGCGGCCGCCUUCUGGUUUGCGUCUCGUGGGGAAGGGUGGCUCUACCAGCCCCUCGUCCAGCCGCCGUCGACACCGCCCCCCUCUCUCGAUUCUGGUGUUAACGCCGGAGCAGACGGUGAAGCACCCGGGCCAGCUGCUGCGCUUAAGGUGGUCCCCAAGGUAGGCGGCGGCGGCGGCGGCGGUGCCAUCUGUGGAACCCCCGGGGAUUCGCCGCCUUUGGCAGCGGUGGUGGGGGUGUUUAGGGGCCCCGCAGCCGCGGACGGGGUGUCACGCGUGGAGCGGCCGUCCCCCGUCACCGCUGCAAGCAGCACUGCCGCUCCCCCUGCUUCGGCUACUGAAGCUCCUCCUCCUGCUGCCGUAGCUGCUCCUGCUGCUGUUGCCGUUGCUUCUCCUCCUGGUGUUGCUACUGCCGCUUCCGCUGCUGCCGCUUCCUCCGGGGCGGGAACCGGCGUUAGCCAGAACGGCGGCGGCAGUAGCAGUAGCAGCAGCAGCAGCUGCUGCCCGAGAAGUAGAGCCACAGAGGCCAUGGCCUCGGGCAGCGCCAAGACCAAGGUCAACAAGAACGGGGACGAGCUGUGCCCCGUCGACGGCUGCCGGCGACUCCUCCUCCCGGGCUGCGUGCUGGGCACGUGCAGCCGGUGCUGCCUCAAGGCGCAGGGCCUCAUCGAAGCCGCCACCGCCGCAACCGCCGCCGCCGCCGCUGCGUCGGCCCCCCGGCGGCCGGUCCCGCCCCUCGAGAGGGCACGAGGCCUUCCUGGAACUCCCAUCGGUCGCGCGGCGGCGGCUGCGGCUACGGCGGAGACAAUCCCGCCAGACACGGCGACCGAGCGAAAGGAGACGGCGACGGCGGCGGCGGCGGCGGCGGCGGCGGCGGCGGCGGCGGCGGGAGAGCCAAUGACCGCCAACGACCACGAAGGAGAGACGGCGACGGUGGCGGUGACGGCUGCGGCAGCGGUGGUGGCAACGGCGGCGGUAGCAACGGCUGCGACCACGCCAGCGGAAGCGCUCCCUCCCUCCGAGGGGGUGGACGCGACGACAAGCGCCGCCGAGCGGCAACGCCUGUUCAAGGCCCACGCGGAGGAGGAGGCGCGGCGGGCGCUCGAGGGCCACCUGCUGGAGCGCUUCGACGAGGACCUGUCGGCGCCAUUUCGGGCGGAGGAGCUCGCGGCGCUGCUGCUGUUGUCACCGCCGCUUCGACGAGAGAACAACUCGGGUCCUUCCCAGGCGGAGGUAUGCAUACCGUCCCACGAUCAACGCCGUCUCGAUCCGGACGCCGGGGCAAGACAGGGGCGGCAGCGGCCGGUCAGGUGGUGCCCCGUUCACAGGCGAUUUCGUAGGAAAGGGGAAGAGCGAGGGGAGAGAGAGACGGAAGCAGCUGCGGGGGAGCCGCGGCCGGGAACGUCGGCGACCAGGGUUACCUCUGCCGCGAGGGUUCUCCUGGUGGGCAUCGGGGCCGACGAGUUCAUGGGCGGUUACAGCCGACAUCGCAACGCCUUCAACAGGGGGGGUAGGUCAUACGCCCCUCUGGCAAAGUAGGAAGGAACGAUU
Molecule: messenger RNA, 3306 nt
Organism: Ectocarpus sp. CCAP 1310/34
Lineage: Eukaryota; Phaeophyceae; Ectocarpales; Ectocarpaceae
Source: the annotation of a GenBank genome assembly